Molecule: messenger RNA, 3248 nt
Organism: Varanus komodoensis (Komodo dragon)
Lineage: Eukaryota; Metazoa; Chordata; Lepidosauria; Squamata; Varanidae
Product: hippocampus abundant transcript-like protein 1
Exons: 13
Coding region: 198-1814 (538 amino acids)
Biological process (GO): transmembrane transport
Cellular component (GO): membrane
Molecular function (GO): transmembrane transporter activity
Source: RefSeq, a predicted model, not a curated record
UUUGGAGCUCGAGGAGGGGCGACACCGCCUCCGAGAGUCGCUGCGCCGCUCGCGUCUCCAUCGCCCGCGCUCCCCUCUCCCGCGCGCGUUGCCUGGUCCUCGCGACGGUGGCAGCAGAUGAAGGAGCCGGCGGGAGGCCGCCUGGAGCCCCUGCCUCGCCGCCGCCUCCGCCUCCGCUCGGGCAAGAUGGGAGCGAAAUGAGCCCUGAGCCGGAGCCGCCGCCGCCGCCUCCUCCUCUUCCUCCUCCUCCUGCUGCAGCUCCGGCCCGGGAAGCGGAGGUGGUAGCCCUGACGGUGGCGGCGGUGGUGGAAGGCGAAGCGGCAGCAGCAGCGGCGAGUGGCGGUAAAAAGUGGGGCAGCCGCAUCAUGUUGGUGAGGAGAAUCGGCCUCAAACCGGGUGGAGGCACUUCGCAAGGUAUUGGUAGACCAAGCGUGUACCAUGCAGUUAUUGUCAUCUUCCUUGAAUUUUUCGCUUGGGGACUGCUCACAACACCAAUGCUCACAGUCUUACGUGAAACAUUUCCUCAGCAUACAUUUCUAAUGAAUGGUCUCAUUCAAGGAGUGAAGGGUUUUUUAUCAUUCAUGAGUGCUCCACUGAUAGGUGCUCUGUCCGAUGUUUGGGGACGAAAGUCUUUCCUACUUGUUACAGUUUUCUUCACUUGUGUCCCGAUUCCUUUAAUGAAGAUAAGUCCAUGGUGGUAUUUCGCUAUGAUUUCUGUGUCUGGGAUUUUUGCUGUUACAUUUUCUGUGAUAUUUGCUUAUGUAGCUGACAUAACACAAGAACAUGAGAGAAGCACUGCAUAUGGAUUGGUAUCUGCCACAUUUGCAGCAAGCUUGGUAAUUAGUCCGGCCAUAGGAGCACACCUGUCUAGUUUAUAUGGUGAUAACUUGGUGGUCUUAGUUGCUACGGUGGUGGCCGUGGUCGAUAUCUGUUUCAUUCUACUGGCAGUACCAGAAUCUUUACCAGAAAAAAUGAGACCACCUUCUUGGGGAGCCCUUAUAUCAUGGGAACAAGCAGAUCCUUUUGCAUUUUUUGUUUGUUGGUGGACAAUGCAUGAACAGUCAUUGAAAAGAGUUGGAAAGGAUUCUACGAUUUUGCUGACCUGCAUCACUGUCUUUCUUUCAUACCUGCCUGAAGCUGGCCAGUAUUCUAGCUUUUUCCUGUACUUGAGACAGGUGAUAAAAUUUGAGUAUGCUACCAUUGCGGCAUUCAUCGCUGUCAUUGGGAUUCUUUCAAUAGUUGCUCAGACUGUCUUUCUCAGUAUCCUCAUGAGGUCCAUAGGAAACAAAAACACAGUUCUCCUUGGCCUUGGUUUUCAGAUGUUCCAGCUGGCCUGGUAUGGUUUUGGUUCUCAGCCUUGGAUGAUGUGGGCAGCAGGAGCUGUAGCAGCCAUGUCAAGUAUUACAUUUCCAGCAAUCAGUGCUCUGGUGUCACGAAAUGCAGACUCAGACCAACAGGGGGUCGUCCAGGGGAUAAUAACUGGAAUCAGAGGUCUGUGCAAUGGUCUUGGUCCUGCUCUGUAUGGCUUUAUCUUCUUUCUGUUCCAUGUGAAGCUUAACGAGUUGGCUCCUGUUCAGGAUAAAAAGGCUAUGCAGGAUCCAAGUGAUGAGAGUGCAAUUAUACCUGGCCCACCUUUCCUGUUCGGUGCAUGUGCAGUCCUUCUAGCUUUUCUAGUUGCCUUAUUCAUCCCUGAGCACAGUAAAGCCAGCAGUACCAGAAAGCACAGCAACAGCAUCAGCAGUAACCAGAGCAACAACCCAGACAGAGGCAGCGAUGAGGACAUUGAGCCACUGUUGCAAGACAGCAGCGUAUGAGAGCUAGAAUUUUCUAAUGCUACUAUAGACUGCAAGCAAGCAAAACUCAUGCACUGAGCUCUGAAUCCAGAGCAGGAUUUAACUGGAGUGAGCUUUUGAUCUAUCAGAAGCUUUGCACAUUUCACUCACCCAAGGUGUACUGUACAGGUAGCCACUGGUGUCCCAUUCGGGCAGAUUUCAACCACUUAAUGUGUUUUUUGUAUAACACUCUGAAGUAGUUAUUUUUAUGUAUCGGUGCAAAUGCUCUCAAGCCCAAUAUUGAACUGAGAAUUUGGAAUACAGUAUAUUAGAAAAUACUUUCAAACACAAUUGAACACUGAGUACCCAAAUUCACUGUGAGAUAACCACAGCCCUGGCCAAAGUACUAAAUGGUUAAGCUUUUCCAUUAUGCACUUUCAUUGGGUAAAUACUUCCUGGUAGCUUUUUUGGGAAAAUGCUGUAUGUGAGUAAAAGCUACUGAUGGAUAAAAGUAAUUACAAAAAUCCCUCCUUCAUAUGCUACUUUACUUCUCCUACUAAUAUGCUAUCUGAUAAAAUGAGUAUUGCGUAACUACUUAUAGAUGACAUGUCGUGGAAGAACUUCAGCCACCGAAAUAGCAGUUAUUUGCAAGCUUCACCUCUCAUUCCCAAGGACUCUAAACUUUAGACUUGUCUAAAAAGAGCUCCAGCUGGAACCCAAAGUGGGCAAAGCUAUUCUGUGUAGAUGGAAGGCAUUAGUGGUGCUCACUGAACUGCUUAGCAUUACCAAGAUGGCCAGUUCUGACAUAGAGACUAAUUAACCGGACACUGAGGCAAUUUACAUUGACUUGUGUGUAUUUAUUGCAUCAUCUGUCACUUUUUACCUGCCAUAUGAAGCACUCCGACCCUGUUAAUUUCACUCCUGCCUUAACUGCUACUUAGUGUGUGUGUGUGUGUGUGUGUUAUCAACUGUAUUUAGCUUCAUAUCAUUCUCAAUCUCUGAAGAAUCUCAUGGAUUACAGGUAUGACAUGCUUUUCCAAAAGAGGUGUUCAAGAUGGUUUAGUUUCUACAGAGUAUCAUGCUGUAAUUUUUAGAGGCAUUUUAUGAAAUUACACAGAUUUCUAUGUAUUUUGCAGCAGUGGAAAUGGACCAUCACACAAAAAUCUAAAAUACUCUUAUGAAUGUUUUAUAUGUAUUGAAUAUAUGUAGAUAUUUGUAAGAAGUUUUACUUUUUUUGCAGAUGAGGUACUGUGUAAAUCUUGUAUUUAUAAGUGUAAUGAGGGUGUUGACCAGAUAUACAGCUUUUAUAAAGGAUUGUGUAAUGACUGAACAAAAAUUAAAUAUAUAUAUAUAUAUAUAUAUUUUGAAACUUGUUCCGCCUUAAGCAAAGAUAUCAAACCUUUUGUACUAUGCAGUUUGGUUUUUAAGUUAAUAAGCUUCCUAAUGCAUAAUAAAUUUGCAACAUAUGUUACCCAU